CAGUUUGUAGUUUAUAGAUUAGCUGGCUAGCAUUUGCUAGCAACGUAAAUAGAAAGGAAAGGAAAGAAAAAAAUCCAAGUAAGAAGAGCUCUUUCCUGCAGAGGUGAGAUGACUUCUUCAGUCCUCGACCAGUCACCUCCACUGGUCCCAAACUUGGAGUCAGGGAUGGGGCGGUCUGCUGCCAUGCUGGGGCUGUCUGCUGGGCUCGGAGGGGCAGAGAUGGAGCUGCAGAAGAUGCUGAUUGACGAGAAGAUGAAGUGUGAAAUCCACCGGAAAAAUUACCAGACACUGAAAGCUGAACACACAAGUUUACAGGAUAAGCUCAUCCAAGCACAGGGUGAACUGAAGCGCCUGUGGGGCGACAAGCAGGCCGACCAGGAGAAAAUGCAGCUGCUGUUGGCUGAGCUUCAAGGUGAACUGCAGGACAAAACCAGAGAGGUGGAGGAGCUUCGAAUGAGGGUGAUGACUCCCCAGCGGCUGGAGCUGCUCAGAGCUCAGGUACAGCAGGAGAUGGAGGUUCCAGUCAGAGAGAGAUAUAAUCAACUGGAGGAGGAAGCAGAGAAGUACAGAUCUGAGUACAACAAGCUGCGAUAUGAGAACACCUUACUGAAGACACAGUUUGAGCACCAGAAAGAAGAACACGCUCGUGAGCUGGAGGAGAAGAAGAUACGCUAUGGAGCAGAAAUCUCUCGUCUGGAGAGGGACAAGGAAGACAUGGUGGCUCAGUACCAGAGUUCAGACCCAAUGCGUGAUGGGAAACGAGUGGAGGCACUGCUGCGAGAGAAAGCCCAGCUCCACCUGAGGUUAAAGAACUUGGAAGCAGAGGUGGCUGAGCUCCACGCCCAGAAAGAAAACUCAGGCCAACAAGCUGAGAGCGUCCAACGCAUCCAGAUCAGACAGCUCUUAGAGUCUCAGGCGGAGGUGAAGUCGCUGGAGGCGGAGCGUCAGUCGUUGCGUCUGCAGCUGGAGCGGAUGGAGAGUGAGCUUCACGCAAGCAACGAGCAGAACAGUCAGCUCACUGUCCGCCUGCACAAAGCUGAGAGAGAGGUCAACUCUCUCACCUCCAAGGUUGAAAGUCUGAAGCAUUCACAUAAACUGGAGGUGACCGAGAUCAAACUUGAGUGCACACGCUCUAAAGGGGAUUUGGAGAGGGAGAGAGAUGCACUGAAAGGACAGAUUGAUGUCCUACAAACAGACUUGGAGAUCCUGAAUUUUACAGUGGAGCGGCACAAAGAAGCUCUGGUGGAAAAAGAGAGGGAGAUCGUCCGGAAGGUGCAGUCCGCCCGAGAAGAGGAGUUCAGCAAGACGGCCCUGUUGCACGAAGAAAAGCUGGAGUUGGAGAAGCAACUUGCUAAUCUUGAAAAGCAGAGGGUGCUGCAGGACGCUGCCAGCAAGGACUACAAAGAGGAAUGGGAGGAGCGUCUUCGUAAUGCCACACAGGGAGAGGAGUCGGCUCGUAGUGAGCUGCAGAACCUCAGAACCAAACUACAGAAGCAAAGCUCAAAGAUUGAGGAACUGGAGCGACAGAAAGGACAAAUUUCUGACCUACAGCGUCAGAACCAGGAGCUCGGUCUCCAGCUGGGGACUAUUUCUCACUCUGAGAGUGACCUAAAAGCGACAAACCAGCGACUGAAAGAAACCCUGGAGGAAGUGAGAGAGGAGCUGAGAACGGCCAGGGGACAGGCUGAGAAAAGCCAAUACGAGGCAGAGAGGAUGGUGGAGGACCGUCGGGUGGAGUGGUUGGAGGAGAAACACAAGCUGCAGGAGCGAGAGGCUGAGCUACAGCAGAAAUACUCUCAGGCAAAAGAGAAGCUGCAGAGGGCAGCAGGGGCUCAGAAGAAGAGAAAAACACAGACGGAGAACAGAGAGAAGAGGUUGAAAGAUAAAAUCCAGCUGCUGGAGGCCAAAAUAGAAGAGGUGGAACUAGAAGCUGCCGCAGCUAAGAAACGUUCAAACUUCUCAGAGGAGCAAGCUCAACUCAGCAGACGGUUGAAGGAGCUGCAGAGACGACACAAUGAGUUCAGACGUCUUCUAUUGGGUGGCCAGGGUCCCUACAAUGUUGGACCCGCCUUCCUGACCUCCACACCCACUCCUUUUCUCCUCCUUGGGUCUGAUGGACAAAUGUCCAACAUACCAGAGGAGCAGCAUCAGAAAGAGCUGUCUCUGCUCCGUCGGAGGCUGGAGGACCUGGAGAACGCUCAGCAGCAGCAGAUGGAGGAGCUGGGAUCUUUAGUGCAAAGGGACCGGCACACACACCAGCCUGACCUCUGAUGUCCACAAUACUACCUUAAUAAAUCAGAGCCCACUGGAGUCCCAUCUGUUAAUCUAGAGGGAAGCUGUGCCUGUUUUUGCCACCACAAACAUAUCAGUGUUUUUAAAAGCAAUACAUGGGCUAUUUCCUCUACAAUAGUUAAUGAAAGUGGAUUUUCACAGUGUCUUUACAGUUUUGAUUGGUUGUGGUUCUAUGAAAUGUGACAGCACCUUUUAAAUAUGGACUUCGACUUCCUCAGGUUUUGAUUUUGUACUGAGAUGUUUGUUGUUUACACAUUGACUCCGCAAACUCUCUGAAAAGUUUUAUACUGUUGACUUUAUACAAAUUGCACAAUAUUGAUACAGACUUUUGUUGUACUUGAAUUGUACUGAUAAAAUAAUGCACAUAUAAA
Molecule: messenger RNA, 2663 nt
Organism: Cheilinus undulatus (humphead wrasse)
Lineage: Eukaryota; Metazoa; Chordata; Actinopteri; Labriformes; Labridae
Gene: cep83
Product: centrosomal protein 83
Exons: 16
Coding region: 109-2271 (720 amino acids)
Cellular component (GO): centrosome
Source: RefSeq, a predicted model, not a curated record